Messenger RNA from Penicillium griseofulvum, 5685 nucleotides. RefSeq names its product replication factor C subunit 1. The record is from RefSeq and is a predicted model, not a curated record. Gene Ontology annotation, molecular function: ATP binding; ATP hydrolysis activity; DNA clamp loader activity. The transcript has 7 exons. Gene Ontology annotation, cellular component: DNA replication factor C complex; nucleus. Gene Ontology annotation, biological process: DNA replication. Bases 1 to 5685 code for a protein of 1894 amino acids. NCBI's taxonomy places the organism in Eukaryota, Fungi, Ascomycota, Eurotiomycetes, Eurotiales, Aspergillaceae.
AUGCAGGACUCCUCCGCCACAAGAAAAAGACGCAGCAGGAAAGUUGUGGAUGACAGUGAUGACGAAGAGGAUGUAGCACCUGUCAAAAUAUCCGCUACUAAAGCGAAGCCCAAGAGCCAAUCAAAACCCGAAGAACCUAAAGAAGAACCUACAACUUCCUCCGACUAUUUUGCCUCCAGCAAGAAGAAGACACGACCUGCUAAAACGACCGAGAAAGCUCAGUCCGAUAAAGCCAAUACUGUUGCUGAAAGUCCCAAACCUAAGAAUACUGCCGAAGCACCUACGAACAAGGGACGAACCACUGCUCGGGGAUCAACAAAGCAAGCCACAAAGGUCCUUGAGGAUGAGAAUCUCGGCGCUGAUGACAUUUUCGCAACCGAAUAUGGAAAGGCUGGCAAAGAAGAAGACGCUUAUGUGGCUGGAGACGAUAGCGACGAGGACGAUGACUUCGAAAUGCUUGAGGUAAGGCCAGCCGCCGCGGCAGCGAAGAGGACACAGAAGAAGCAAUCUUCUCGCGAUGAGGAGGAUGAUGUGGUCAUGGAAGAUCUCCCCAAGAUUCCUGCCCCGAAGGCUCGACCUGGCCGCAAACGCAAGUCGGAAGCUCUCAUCGACGAGAGCGAUGAUGAUGACUACCAAGAACCCAAGAAAGAAACAAAAAAGGCAGCUCCAAAAGCCAAGACCGCGGCAUCACCAACUGCAAAGAAGCAAAAGGCCAGCCCUAAAAAGGCUAAAAAGGAGGACAAACCAGAGAGCAAGGAGCUCCAAGAUAUCUUCGACAGCAUUCCUACAAUCGAAGCUCCAGAACCUCCCAAGGGAGAGCCGAAGAAAUUCAAAUUCGGAGCGCAACAAAGCCGAGACCCUGUAAUGACUGGUACCAAGGAGCUUCCCGUUGGGGAAGAAAACUGCCUUGCGGGUUUGUCAUUUGUUUUCACCGGUGUUCUAGACUCCCUCGGUCGCGAAGAGGGUGCGGAAUUAGUGAAGAAGUACGGUGGCAAAGUCGUUGGGGCCCCUAGUUCUAAAACGAGCUAUGUGGUCCUCGGAGCUGAUGCCGGCCCAAAGAAGCUUGAGACCAUUGCAAAGCAUAAGAUCAAGACCAUCAACGAGGACGGCCUCUUUGAAUUGAUUCGACGACUGCCUGCCAACGGCGGUGAUGGAAAGGCUGCCGAAAAGUACGCCGAGAAACAGAAAGCCGAUGAGGCCAAGGUCCGUGCCAUGGCGGCCGAGAUUGAUGCCGAAGAGAUGAAACAAGCAGCAGAAAAACGAAAGACAGCCACGACUUCUCAAGGACCCAAGACCACUGCCACCUCGUCUCAGACGCCAACAAGCUCACAGGUCGUAUCAUCUAGUGAUCUCUGGACUACAAAGUAUGCCCCAACAUCGACCAGCAUGAUCUGCGGUAAUAAGGGUGCAGUGGAAAAGGUUCAAACCUGGCUGCGGAACUGGCAUGCCAAUGCCCAGGCCGAUUUUAAAAAGGGUGGCAAAGAUGGCUCCGGAAUAUACCGUGCCGUCAUCAUUCACGGUCCCCCAGGAAUAGGUAAAACCACAGCAGCUCAUCUCGUGGCCAAGCUAGAAGGAUACGAUAUUGUGGAGACCAACGCCAGUGACACCAGAAGUAAGAAACUUGUGGAGAGUUCUACCCUGGGUGUGCUAGAUACAACAUCAUUGCAGGGAUACUUUGCCGGACAAGGCAAGCAGGUUGAGAGUGGAAAGAGAAAACUCGUACUUAUCAUGGACGAGGUUGAUGGCAUGUCUGCUGGUGAUCGUGGAGGUGUGGGAGCUGUCGCAGCCAUUGUCAAAAAAACCAAGAUUCCGAUCAUCCUUAUUUGCAAUGAGCGAAAGCUUCCCAAGAUGAAACCUUUCGACUUUAUAACCUAUGACGUGCCAUUCAGACGCCCGACUGCUGAGCAAAUUCGGGCAAGACUAUCCACUAUCUGUUUCCGAGAAGGUCUCAAGAUUCCGCCCCCUGUACUUGAUGGCCUCAUUGAAGGAACCCAUGCCGAUAUCCGCCAGGUCAUCAACAUGCUUUCCACCGCAAGACUAGAUCAGAAGGGUCUCAAUUACGAGGAAGGCAAACAGAUGUCAAAGUCGUGGGAGAAACAUAUUAUUCUCAAGCCAUGGGACAUUGUCAGCAAAAUUCUCAGCGCCCAGAUGUUUUCCCCGAGUUCCACUUCUACCUUGAACGACAAGGUCGAGCUUUAUUUCAACGACCACGAGUUCAGCUACCUGAUGCUUCAGGAGAACUACCUCAAAACCAAGCCUGCUCUUGUGGGCAAAUAUCAUGGGAAGGAACAGCGACUGAAGUCGCUUGAAUUAUUGGACAAUGCCGCCUCAAGUAUCAGCGACGGUGACCUCGUCGAUCGUAUGAUCCACGGCACCCAGCAGCAGUGGAGUCUUAUGCCCACUCACGCGAUCUUCAGCUUUGUGCGGCCAGCCAGCUUCCAGUAUGGAAACUUCAAUGAGCGGCCUGCAUUUACCAGCUGGCUGGGCAACAACAGCAAACAUGGCAAACUGUCUCGAUACGUCAAGGAAAUACAGGGCCACAUGCGCCUUCGUACCACAGGUAACCGCGACGAAAUCCGUCAGCAGUACAUGCCUCUGCUCCAAGAGAAAAUAAUCCGUCGAAUGAUGGACGAAGGCAAGGAAUGUGUCGACUCGGUCAUUGAUCUCAUGGAUGAAUACUAUCUCACCCGCGAGGACUUCGACUCCAUGGUUGAACUAGGACUCGGCCCAAUGGACGAGUCCAAGGUCAAACUUGAGACACAAACCAAAGCCACCUUCACACGUCUGUACAAUUCGCGCUCGCAUCCUAUGCCAUUUAUGAAGGCCAGCAAUGUCAUUGCACCCAAGCAGGGAAAGAAGGAGAUGCCUGAUAUUGAGGAUGCCAUUGAAGCAUCCGACGAAGAAGAAGUUGUUGAAGAUGUCAAGAAUGAGGACGACGAAGUACUUGAUCUCAAGAAGGACAAGUAUGUGAGUCUACCUAAGAAAAAGAAGGCGCCGGCCAAGGGUAAGAAGACAAAGAAGGCCGAUGAUGAUGAGGAGGAAAAGCCGAAGAAGGCUCACCUCGGUCACUACUGUGCAGUACAACCCUGGGAUACUACAGACAUAUGCCCCCGCGGAGCUGAGAAGAUGUCUCUUCUUCACAAUGAAGACUUUACAAUAUGGCAAUUACGCUCCUCAUAUCUCUCGACAAUCAAAGAUGGAAUUGGCGACCGACUUAUCAACGUCAAUGACUCUGUCCUGAAUACGCCUGGCUUCCGCGCGGCGGGCUGGUCAACCGCCGCCGCGUACCCCAACACACACAGCUCCUCCCACCUGAAGCGCACUUACUCUCCACCAAUUCCAACCACGGCGAACGUUUCAUCCGAAUAUUACAGGCUAGCAGAACGAAAUGCAAAACCCCAACGCCACGAAUUGCAAGGCCUCGGCCUGGAAGACGGCGAGGAUGAUGGUGGCAUGGUGACCGGUAGUAAGAGCCAUAUGGACAUGACCGCGCGCCGGAAUCAUGCACGCGGUGGGAAGAAGAAGUCUCGUCGUGAAAGGCAACAAGAAGUUCAGAGACAAGUGGAAGCAGAGGACGACGAUAGCAGCGAUUUAAGUGAUGACAGCGAAGACGAUGGGGACAACGUUGGCAGUGCUGUUGAUCAGAUCAGAUUCGACAAGAUGCCCAUCCGCCGAGAUCGAGCCGACUCCUCUCCGUUGCGUUCUGGAGACCAGAGGGAACGACCAGAAGUGAUGGUUACAUCUGCAUCAACACAAAACGUUGCAACUCAAUAUCGCCAAUUAAAACCACGCCCCCGUCGAGAUACGACCACUAGUAGUGAUCUAUCGACGGAUAACGAAGCUGAUCAAAGAAGCUACAAGCAAGGACAAGUUCAAUUCUCCGGGAGUGACCAGGUCGUCGAGUAUCCGCGUAGACGGCGUGAGCGAACUGGCAGUCGAGGUGCAGAGAGCCUGGCCCUUGGAGAACUCCACGAGGUGGACGAGGACGAGGACUCCGGUGCCGAAUCUGUUGAAUCUGCAAUCUCAUCUGACUUUGACAAUACAGCUGGAUCUGGCUCCUUACUUCUGGCCGGCGUGACGGGCGGUUUGAAUUUGUCCUCGCCCAUGGCCAUGAUGAACAAGUUACCCUCUGGCACAGGGCCGCAGAAUAAUUCACCGCGCAAGCAUCGCACACCGGCUCCUGCAUUGCAAGAUCUUCCCCCGCCACGGCCGAUCAGCAUGAUACAGCCAGUCAGCUUAUUGACCAGCCAGCUCACAUCCCGGAAGCGAGCACCAAGCAAUCCAGUGGACAAAUUCGUGGUUCUCUCUGGGCGAGGUCAAGAGGACCCGUUGUAUUUGAAGAUCUACGUUCCCUUUUCAAGCGACCCUGAAGAACCCCUGGAUUUGCCACUUACACGCGAGUCUAAACUUGCAGAGCAGCCUGCACAAGUUACUGUUGCUGAGACAAUUGGUCUUGCCCUGUGGAAAUACUCGGCGGACGCUCGUGGCCCACCAAUUGAUCGUGCCCAUUUGAACGUGAACCGAUGGACGCUACGGAUGGUUGAUGAUGGCGAAGUCGAAUAUGACUUCCCGGCGCUUGGGCGGACACUUCCGAUGACGGAUUUCACGUCAAACAACAACCAAUCUGCCAAGUCCCGAGGACGGUCAAGAGGCAAGCCGUACGAUGAAUUCGCACUGGUUGAAGCAUCAGAUUCGGAGUUUGAGGAGAAUGAACGGCUAUAUCCACAGUUUAGUUCAAGCGUGGGGUCGGAAGAGGCCGAUCAGCCGGCGAAUCUUGCAGCACCAGGGGCUCAACCCGCUGCACUGAAAAAGACCCCUCAGACCACACCGGUCCGAGCAAAUCCCAUCCUAGGCCAGCCAUUCUCGUCUGCGCUCAACCACAGCACUCUCACUCCUGCUGACCGCCCCGCGGUACCUAUCUCGCAUGCCACCCCCCGUCUUGGUGUUUCUAAGACAUUGAAGAUUCGCUUCAUCAACAUGGAGGCUUCAGCACAUGUCAUGACCAUCAACACAUCUACCGACAGCUAUAUAGCCGAGAUCCUGGACUCUGUAUGUAAACGAUGGGGCCAGGAUAAGGGUAACUACCUCUUGAAGGUGAUGGGGUCGAACACUAUUGCACCACUUGACCGCACAGUGGAGGCAUUGGGCAGCAUCACCGACCUUGAUCUGGUGCGUCGUCGCUUCGGUGGCGGCCCCCUCGCACUGGGAACCUCACCAGGCAGCUCAUCACCGAACGCGCCUUUGAUGGUGGAAACCGCCGACCAGACAACAUCCAAGAAGAGCAAGAAGGAGUCCAAGAAGGGUGCCCAGCGCAUGUUGCCUUCCUCUUCCCAAAAACAAGACCACCUAGGCGGAUAUUACCGCCGAUACCACGUGUUCCGCAAACAACCCAUGUCCUUCACAGCAUCCAAUCAUCGCAUCCUCACAUUUGAAAAUGAUUAUAUGCAUAUCGUGCCCGGUGAUACGGGCAAAACGGCGUCUGGUGGUAAGACCCGUUCGAUCAGCUUCAGUGACGUGAUCGGAUCUAAGGUUAGUCGACGACAUCCCAAGAGCUUCCGGGUGAUGAUCGUGCGCGGCAAUGAUGCCACGGAGCAGAAGCGUUAUGACUUUGAGGCAAGGAGUACCAAUGAGGCUGUGGAGAUUGUGGAUGAGAUCAAGAAGAACAUGGCACAUUAUCGCAUUUGA